UGGUUAUUAUAAUAUCUUAAAAACGUGAUUUGUCAGACCUGAAAAUAUUUUUCUGAGUUUUCAUCACAUUCGAUGCAAAUAUCUCAUUUUUGAAACCUUUUUUUUGAAACAUUCAUUUUGCCUCAAGCACCAAAAAUAAACAAAAUACCCCCUUGAUAAAAAAAAGGCGGGGUAUUUUUCAUCAAAAUUAGAUUUUCCCUCCCAAUCUAUUCUUUUUUGGUAAAUCCACUUCAAAAAGGUUACUUUUUCAUGGUUUUGAUCCAUUUCUUAUUUUAUUAGUGUUUUAAAAAUCAAAACUAACAAAUAAUUAUGUUUUUUUUGAUCUGAAACAGAUCAUAUUCCUACUUUUGAUUUUACUCCUUUUUUUCAAAUAUAAAAAAGAGUUUUAUCAUACCCUUCAAAUGGCAAGAACAAAACAAACAGCGAGAAAGAGCACUGGUGGAAAAGCACCACGUAAACAAUUAGCAACUAAGGCAGCAAGAAAAUCAGCAGUACAAGGUUCAUCACAAGGAACAAAAAAAUUACGUUUUAAGUCUGGUAUGGUCGCUUUAAAAGAAAUCAGAAGAUAUCAGAAAUCGACUGAAACUGUUGUAAGAAAGGCCCCAUUCCAAAGAAUGGUAAGAGAUAUUACUUCUAAAAUCAGAGAUGAUAUGAGAUAUCAAGCACAAUGCUUGUCUGCUUUACAUGAAGCAUUCGAAAAUUACAUUGUUGGUUUGUUUGAAGACGGUCUCCUUGCUGCCAAUCACGCUAAGAGAGUAACAGUCAUGCCAAGAGAUAUUAGUAUUGUCGGUAAACUUAGAGGCAGAUUUGGAUUCUACUAAUUACUAAAAGUACCUUUACACGUAUAGCAAAUAUUUUUUAUUGUUUCUGAUUUAUUUGAUUUUGGAAUUUCUUUCUUUUCGAAGAUUCUAAUUUUUUGUAGAUUCAAUUAUUUUUUUGUUGUUUUUUGCUCUUUUUUUCAAUUGAGAGCGCAAUGUUACUAAAAACGGAAGGUGUUGACAGCUACUGCUAACAUCAUUUUUUUAAAAAUAGGUCGUAUGCAUUCACGUAAAAUGGUGAAUAUGUGAUAGAAAUACAUCUUCAUUACGUAAAAACGUAUCAGUCAGGUUAAUUUGAAAUAUUAACUUGAAAUUCAAAUAUUUGUUUUGCAAUUUUUCACUACAAAGACAAACACUCAAAGAUGGUUUUCUUGUUGGAGUAAAUUGAUUAGUUUUAAAUAAGAAAAGAAUUACGUUUUUUAAAAAGUUAGUUUUAUUGAUUUUCGUUUCUUGAGACUAUUCUUAGAAAUAUAAUUGAAUGCGCAGAAAAUUUUCCUUAUGACAGGAUGGUUCUGAUUUUGAUUAAACAUGAUUAUUUAUUGAGACAUGACUAGAGAUUUUUGCUGUCAUAAGUUUUGAACUCAAUUCAGUUGAAAAUGUAGAUUUCAAGCUUUCUUAGAAGUCUUCGAUUUCAAACUGAAUAGGUUAGAAAAAAACAAAAAAUACAAACAUUUGAACUGUUUUAAAUCUAUAAAUUGACACCAGAUGAAAUUUUCAUUUUCAAGUUUGAAUCAACAAUAGAUGUUGAUGAAUACGAUUAAUUUGAAAUGCCCUUGAAUAUAUGUCAAUUACAUCAUUGUUGUCGUUUUCAGCAGGCAUUUUUGCUACAGAACAUUCUUAUAUGAAAAAACCAAUUUCAACCGGACUUAUCGGAGCAACAACACUUUUUUACGCAGGUAGUUUGUUAGAAUGGGAUAAUUUAGUGGCUCUACAGCCAAUUAAACCCUAUAGGCCUGGUUUUUGGUUUUUCUGUGGUGGUAUGAGCAGUUUAGGACUGAUAACUGGUGGUUUUCUUCGAAUGGCCACUAAAAAGUCUUCAUUUGAGAUAUUUCAAGACAUUUUGCUAUCUAAAAGUGUUUUUGCACUGCCAUACAAACAAAAUAAAAACAAACAUUGAAAUAAAGCAAUAAUACUAAGAUUUUAAAAUCAUUUAUUUUUCUUUUUAAAAUGUUGUAGCAAAUUCGGUUUUGUGUCGAAUAUUUGACUUUCUUGUAUGUUGAAAAUAUUCUCAUUUUUGCAUAAUUUUUUCUGCCAAACAUCUAUUUCAUCAAAAGUUUGUAAUACCGUAUUUUUUUCAUCUAUUAGAAAAGUUUUCAUCUUAAGAGGCUGUUUUAUCAGUAAUGUGCCAUGUAAAACUGUUUCAGUCUCAUUAGUGCCUUCUAAUUUAGCAGUAUUAAAUGGUAUCUUGUCGGUAUGUUUUGGAAAGGUGAUUGGAACAAUUUGCGGUUUCAUAGGAUUGAGGGCUUAUUGUCGCUACUUUUAAUUUUUUUGGAACUUUGUUCAAUGUUUGAAUGAAAAUAUUUUCGACAAAUGUCAAAUUCAUGUCAGAUGUCAAAAAUUUCUCUAAAAACAAUGAAUUCUAUUGAUAUUCAACUAAAAAACUAAGUUCUCCGCGUUUUGUAAGUGAAUGAACAUUUGAUAGUAAAUUAUUUUCAUUAUGAGACUUUAUUAUAGAGUAUUUUUUACUUCUGUUCUAGAAUUUUUGAGAAUGUAAAUGAACAAUUUGAAUACCCUUUAUAAAAGCAUGUCUAUGUCUGACAAAAGCCAUCAAGCAAAAAAAGAGUCUCUACCCGAUAUUUUUCUGACAGGAGAUCCAUCACGUGAUAAAAUCAUCAAAAUAUUCUUCAAAGCAUUUCAAGAUGUGAUUCCCGAUUCUGAUUCUACAGCGUGUGGAAAAAUUGCCUAUGAAAUAGAGUCAUACAUAAGAAAUAGGAGAAUAGAUGCACAAACAGUAAAAACUAAAUUUCUGAACUUGAAAAUGCCACAAAAUCAAUUAUGUUAUAGGAUUUAUUAUAACGAACUGUCAAUCGGCGAUUUUUUCGAUUUGACAGUCGAGCAAAUGAAAUCAACACAGAUGAUUAAGAAUGAUGCGAAAAUGGUAAGAGAAGGUAUUUCCAAUUCACAAAUGGCAGAAUCUGGUGAAGUUACGACCCUUUUCACAUGUGCAAAGUGUAAGCAGAAAAAUGGUAGAUAUAGACAGCUACAAACAAGAUCUGCUGAUGAACCGAUGACCACAUUUGUUUUUUGUCAAUGUGGACAUGUUUGGAAGUGCUGAAUGUUCAAAAAAUAAACAUUUUCUCUUUUUCUAUACUUUUUAAAGUCUGUCGUUUGAAUUAGAAUUAACAACUUGACGAAGAUCUGUAUUUUCCUUGAUGAUUUCUCCAAAUUAUUUGUUCUAUUCAUUUAGUCAAAUUAAAUUGUUUUCUGAGUAAAUUUAAUCUGCUCUCGAGCGGAGUGAGCUCAAGCGUAAUAAAUUACACAAUCGACUGUAAUUUGCAAAAUUUAAAAAAAUCGAGGUUACUGUUUAAUAUUGAGUGGAUAUCACCUCUAUUUCGUUUUUUUAAACAAAAGGAAUAAAAUUGUGUUGAUUUUUCAUAUUUUCAUCAACGUCUUUAUGAAAGAAAGGUGAAAUGAUAGAAAAAAUGACACUAAAAAAGCUUUAGGAAGAGUCAAAUAUAGUUAUGUGAAAACCAAAAAAUAUAGAUUCAAUACAACCUCAUCAUUUUUACUUUUUGGUGUGAUUGUUUCAGAGAUGCCUCGGCACAAGCUCUGCACAAGUCGAAGCUGGUGCUAAGACUAGUUUUCUAGACAGAAAUAAAUUUUUUUGAUGCUUAUUCAAAACCAACAUAUCAAAUUUUUGUUAAGAAAAUUUACAUAGCUUUGUUUUCGAUAGUGCUAUUGAGGCAGAUCUCAUCUGAGUGUUGUAAAAAACAUUACUUUCAUUUCAAUAAUGAGAGAUCUGCCCCAAAAAAUUGAAAACAAAGUGGAAGAAGAUAAAAAAAGAAAUGAAAGAUCUUUAAUUUAAAAGGCAUUCCUAUUUUAUAACUAGUUGAUGAUGGUGCAGUACAAAAGUAAUUUUUUAUAUGAGAAUUUGCUUUCAUUUGCUGGUCCAUGGGCAACCUUGGUCCUUUUAUUGUUUUUGCACUUCCAUAAUUUCAGUGUUCAAUAUGAAAAUUUCGUACAGUUUGUCUUGAAUCAAUAGUAAAAUGAGCUCAAUUAUAUAUCCCGACAGAGUUUUACAACAUUCUUGUCGAGAAAUGUUAAUUUUUACAGAGAGAGUUUCAAAAAUCAUCAAGUUCUUGAAAUUUUAUACACUCUUUUUUGCUAGUUUCAAUUUCAAAAUCCUCAAAUUCUUGAAAUAUUUUUACCCCAAUGUUGUUCAAAAAAAAUAUGUUAGUUAUCAUAACAAAAGGCAGAAUGGCAUCAUGUAAAGGUGUUAUUUUGGACGUUCUACCUGAUAAAAGACUUCUAGUCACAGGUUAUAUUAACAGACGUAAAAGAAACAGAGAGACCAAGGGAGCAAAAUUAUUCCUCAAAAGAAUGAACCCAACACAUGUUUUGGCCACAAGUCAUAGUAUUUCGGUCGAUUUCACAUUGAGUGAAUCCAUUUUUGAAGAUCAAAAGGCCAAAAGAGAGACACUAAAUCAAAUUGAAAAUCUUUUGGAUAAUCAAAAAGUAGCAGAAGCCAAAUGGAUGAAGAAAAAACUUAUUUUCAAAUAAAUUUAAGUUUCUCACAUUCUUUUACGUUUCUAAAAUGUUUUUAGUUCGAAAAUAUGAAAAAUUCAGCAAUAGGUCCCAAAUAUUUUAUUCAUUUUCUUGCAUCCCUUAUUCCUUCAUGACAGAUAACAGAACUCCAUCUAUCGAAAGUUUGACUAACCACGAGUUUUUAGAUUUUAUAAAUUCCGAUUUCACUGCAUAUUACAAUUAUCUAACAUUAGGUGGUUCUCAAGAUGAUUUGAUCAAAAAAAUGGACUGUAAUAUACAAGAAUAUCAUAUUUAUUUCCCUAAUAGACAAAAUAGAAAAUGUUAAAAAAAAUAUUCGUAAAAUAAAAAAUGUUUACAAAAUUGAAUGUAGCUCAGAAAACAAUUUUCAAAAUAACAGAUUGGUUUAUGAAAUAGCGAUUCACGAUAAAAACACUGCUCUUUUACUUGUCAAAGGCAGAAAAUGGCCGUUGCAACAGUUUUACACAGAAUUGCAGAAAAUAUGUGAGAAAAAAACAAAAUGAACAUCCUUAGUGUUUGCAAAUUUCUACUAAUGAUACAAUUGAAUUUAUUCGAAUGAAAUAUUCCGUGCAACUUUUAUUUUUAAGUUCUUAAAUUCUCAAAAUCUUAAAAUUUUGAAACUUGAAUGGAUUGAUAUCCAAAAGACUCAAAAUUCUUUAAAAUCUUAAGUUCAUAAGAUUUUUUUAGUCUAAAUGUUGGUUUAGACAAUUUUUUUUCGAAAUUUUCACUUCUAUAAAUAUUUCCGUAUGAGCUUUUUCAGUCAAAAGGUGAUCUUUUUUGCCUUAAUCGUUUAUUAGAUGGUUCAAAAUCAUCAUCAUAGAGACUUUUACGUCUUUCUUGCACAAUUAUGUCCUGGUCAAAAGCUCUGCUUCUCUGUUUUGAUUUUCUUAUACUGUCAUAUAAUUUUUUUUGUAAAUUUUCAUUUGUUUCCAUUUUUGAAUAUUCGCCCCAAUAUUUAUCGAACAAUAAUUUGUCCAUUUCCAUAAAUUCUUGAACUAAUCGUGUGAUAUAUUGUCUGUCAGGAAUGUCCCAAAAUUUUCUAUUGAUAUUGAACAUAUUUUUGAAAAUAGCAGGGAGAAUAUUUUUUACAUUCAAUCUCAUUUGGUAACGAAAUUGAUCACAGAAGAUGUAUUUUUUUAUUAUACUUACCAAAAGAUGAUGCUCGUUCUCGAAUGCUGAAUUCAAAAAAUAGCAAAAAUGCUUGGUGUAAUCCUCUAGAUUUUUGUAUCCUGAGAUCAGAACAACAAAAAAAAUCUCAAAGAUUGUUUUUUUCACAGGUGUAGGCGAAUGUGAAAAAAUUUCCAUGAAAUAAUUGAAUAGUUUUUUGGUAUAAAAAGAGGAAAUAAAACAGACACUCUUAUAUAGAUUUACAGCACUUGUUUGAUACAAACAGGCAUUUGACGGUGUAAGCAAUCUGAAGACGUAAUUAUCGAUAAAUGAUUGCAAGCUGUAUUUUGAUUGUGUUUUUGAAUUGUGUGAUGGCGCAGUUAUCGAACCAUUUCGAUUUAUCGGUUGUCCAUCAUAUGAAUCAUUCAGAAGAGAACAGGAAAAUCGCCUGUUUUCUUUUUUGUUGAAAGGAGAGUUGUUAGGACUGUUCUUAUAAUCUGAAUUCAGAAACCGAGUCAUAUCUGAUCCAAAAGAUCGUCUACGAUCUUGAGACUUAUCAUCCGAUUCAAGAUAAUCUCUUACUAUAACGGUGGUUGAGAGAUCAAGUAGAACGUCUAUAUAUGUAAAAUUUCUACCGUUUUCAAGAUAAAUCGUUAAUUCAUUGUAAAGUAGAUCUAACAAAACAGUUUUUAAAUUGUAAGGUGGAUUGUUUUUUUCUAUGUUAGAUGUUUGAGGCUCUAUUUUAUCAAAAUUGCCACUGUUUGUAGGUUGAACACUACUAGAUUGUGUUUUUAAAUGAGUGACAUCUCUGUUAUUCGAUUGAGGUCUUUCUAUCGAUUCUGUACUUAUCUGUGAAAUUUGACGAAAAGAUAUAUCAUUUUUGAAUCUAUUGUCGAAAUCUAAUUUAGUUUCAUUUUCCCAUUUACAAGCAUUUUGCAUCAAAAUUUGCCAAAUACUUGUCAUAAGAGCUUUAUUUUGAGAAUUCAAAAGAUAAACCAUUCUGUAUAAGUUCGGCAAGUCGUUUGUAUUGAAAGAUUUCAUAAAAAUUACCUGUGUACAUCUUUUAUGAGUAAUGAAUUCUGAAAAAACAACUAGCUUGCCAGAAAGAUGAACAUGGAUUCUUUCAAUAUUAUCUUUUAGUUGCAACAAUAUUUUAUGAUCAAAAGCAAGCUUGCCUGACAUUUGGUCCUUUUUGAGCAUUUCAUUUCGAGAUUGCUCACAUUUUAAUCGAUGAAAAAUUUUGAAAAUAUCCUUUUUCAAGCUUGUGAGGCCAAAAACCAAUUGGUUUUUGUUAGAUCGUUCAGAAAAUAAUAAUCUUAAGUUACUAGAGUAAAUAGAACUAGGCUGGUCUUCAUCAACUGGGCGUCUUCUUUUAUUUUCAUUGGCUUCCUGGUCAGAUUUCGUAUUUUCUGUGUGAUCCGCAUUGGAAAAUCUUCGCUUUAACAUUGUUCUACCGAGUGAUUUCACAAUUGGUAAAUCUGGGUUAAAAAUUUUGGGUGUCUUUGGUGAGGCUUCACAUUUUUUUAAGUGGUCAUUGCUUAGAUGAAAAGAAAAGCUAUUUUGGUCCUCAGGACUUUUUGAUUUAGAUCGUUGUUUUUCACUUUUGAAUUGUUUAGAAUAAUCGUCAUAUUGUUCCCGAGCCUGCUCGUUGAUGUUAUUAAAGUGAUUUUGUCUUUUUUCAUUUUCAAUGAUGCUCGUUUCUGCUUUAAAUAUCUGUUUCUGUUCAAAUUUACCUUGUUUGAAUUGACUUUUAUCCCUAACUUGAAUAUCUUCAACAUUCGAAAUAUAAGUGUUUUCUUCCUCAGUCUUUUUAUUAGUUUGGUUUUCUGUAUUGGAGUAUUCCGAUUCCUUUUUUUUGUCCAAUCGCUCGCACGUUGGCAUUUUCUUGCUUAUGUUGUUUUUUAUGUUUUAUGAAUAUUCUUGGGGUUGUUGAGCUAUUUUAUGAAGGCACUUUUCUCCAAAGUAUUACAAAUUUGUAACUAUACUUCAAAAUUACCUGUUUUGUUUGAAGAGGUUUGAAUUGUAUAUCGUUUGAUCUAUGAAUAAUUUCUUGUUUCCUUUUGUGAUUUAAGAAUCUAUAAGGGUAUUUGACCAAUGUAGGCACAAUCUACUCUUUUUGGUUGAAACCGAUAAGAAAUAUCAAUUUACUAAGGUAUCAAUCAAUAAUAAAUCAAUAUAUAAAUGAAUUGAUUCUAUUGAUAAUAAAACUUCUAUAAUUUUACAGAUUUUAAUUGAGAAAUAUUGUUUUUAUCUGAAAAGAUGUAAAUUAUUUCAAAAAUGGCAAAAAGUAUUGUGAUGGCGUAGCAGUAAAAAAGCGCUUUUUGAUAUUAUUUAUAUCCAGAAAAAGCUCUUUGUUUGAAUGUAGAUACUAUAUAUGGUUAAUUGCAAAUUAGUCGGCAAUAAGAAUCUAUUUUUGCCCGACAUCUUGCAUUUUGAGGAGCAAAUAUUUUCUUUAAAAACUAAAUAUUAAGAAACAUAACACCAUAUAUUGGAACAUAUAAAACUGACUGUAAAAUAUUCUCAUCUAAAUGAAGUACAAUUGUUUGUUAAGUGAAAUAAUAUGGCCGACAGAAAAAAAAGGUCGGGUAAAUUGGUGAGGUGUGUCGGGAAAAACUGGUUUUAGUAUCGAAUAAACAAAUUUCAAAUACGAAAACAAUUGAUCAUAUGUAAAUAGACAUUUAAAGUUCUCGAAUUUUGAAUAGAUUUCGAGGCACUUUUCCAAAUUUUUAGUUUUCAUAUGAGCCAUCAAAUUUCAAAGUUGUGCUUGCUUAAAAAGGUCUCGGUUCGUUUCUUAUAAACUUCUAUAUUGAAAAAAUUGAAGUACAAUUUAUUUUUACUUUUUGAUAUGUAUAGAUUAUGCCUUGCCUUAUAUCUUUUUAUGAUUUUUUGAAAAUUUAUCGAAAUUUGAUUCUUUGACCAAAUAGCAACUUGACUAUACACAAAAAUAGACAGCUGGCCAUCAAACUCGCGGUCCAACAGAUAAUCUGUUUUUCCUUACAGAGACGGGGCAAUUUUUAAAUUAAGAUAAAAAAAUUUUCUGCACAUCAAAAGAAGUGUUCUUUAUCUGAAAUCAAAGAAUAAAAUUUGAGCCUUUUGUCUAUUGUGAUCUGUUUUACGGUUUGAAAAAUGAAAAUAAAAUUUUGAAAAAUAUCUUUCUUCAAAGACAAACCUGUGAAGAUUGAAUGAAUAAUAAAAUGUUUCAAAUAAGUUUUAACGAAUUUAAACCACAAUAGUUUGAAAUAUUCAUAAGAGAUGAAUAUUGCUGAUUGUAUCAUUCAUACUAAUGAAUUCAAAACAUUUUUAAGACUCAAAUUUGACCAUUCAAUUGUAUAUUUAUAUGUUUUGAGAUGGGAAGUUUUUCAAUAGAUCAGUUUGAAGCUUUUUUUCCGCUUGAGGUGUUGAUAUUGAAGUGUGCCUCAAAAUUUAUCUAGGAGCGCUUUAUAAAACAAAAAUGUUUUCAUUUAAAAAAAAACACCUUCAUAGCAAAAAAAACGAAAAAAUAAAAUAUUCAUCGAUAAUCUGUUUUACUUUUCAGUUACCCAGAUUCCCUCCUCAUUCCGUUUUUCUGUUCCUUCACCCUCUUUUACAAUAACUGGUGUUUCAACUUUAUAAACACCGGUGAUUCUUCUAGGAUUUCCUUUGAGACCUAUAACACACAACAAUUUUCCUAAAGUCACUUCCUUUUCGACGAAACGAAAAUUAAGCUGAUUCACGUUUAUCAUAUUAUCUUGAUCUUUUGAGGCACAAACACUUGAUUCAUUUUCCAAAACGGGUUCAACAUGUAAAAGUGCCCUAUUUCUUGCACAUUUCGUGAAAAGAAAAGAUAACCAUUCACUCCAUUUUCCUUCCAUCAAAAUUACCAUAAUUAAAAAAAGAGCUGACUUAUUGCUUAUAUUAUCAAUUUUUUGGUAAAAUAUUGUUGAUAAAUCGAACAUACAUCCUCCCAAAUUUAUCAGACCAAGCGAUAAACCUUUGAAAAAAUCAACCAUUUUAUCACAAUCUGUAAGGGCUCCUUCUUGUUGAGAAAAAGAUGCAGCCUGGCCAUCAUUAUACGAUCUCUCUGUUUCGUUAUUCUGUGAUAAUCCCCCUAUUGCUUCAAUUACCUUUUUAUUACCACUGCCAGCACAAACCAUUCCCAAUCCAACCAAACGAUAAACCAAUUGAUCUCCUUCUAACACAUUUAUUCCUCUUAAAAGUGCGUCAAUCACUGAUUGAUCGUUUGUGCUGUUAAACAAUAAACCUAUAAAUAACGAAGACAGUCUCCUUUGCCUUAAGAGUCUCAUACAUAAAUCUUUGUCAUUUUUACUAAUCAAAGAGAUUGAUAACAUUGCCAUAUUUACAUCUGUAUAAUCGUCAUAUGAGUCAUCGAUGCUUUGUUGUUCAACUAUAUUAUUCUGAUUGUUCAAUGGAUUAUUGACAUUUGAUUGAUUAUUUAGAUUGUUUGUGUUAUUAUCAACCAAAUUUUGAUUGUUGCUGUUUAAAUUAUCGUUGUUCUGUUGAUUGAACCCCGAGUUUUCGUCAUCAUCAUGGUUAGCAUAAUUUUGUGAAAGAAUUUGUUCGAUCACAUCAGUUCUACCUGUUCCAUAAUAACGCAUUGCUAUCAACAGCAUAUUUACGUCCAAAGGUACAUUUUCUAAUAAGGUUUGUGGUAUUUCUUUUUUAUAGUACAAUAGAGAUAGGGAAAGAGCUCAAAUAUUUCUUGUCACACUGCUACUGUCAGCUGUAUUAUUUGUUUGCAAAAUUAAACUGGUUAUUACAUCUGAUAGUGUCUCAUCAGACGAUCCUAUCAUAGAACUGGCAAUAACAAACACGAUCAAGGCUCGAUCGAAAGGUAUUAAGGCAUUUUCUUCAUCAGAUGGAAUCGCCUGUUCCAGCAAACUAUCCACAGAGAGAAGGCCCCUGUCCCAUUUAUCAGUCAAAAACAUUGCAAUUAACAACUUGGCUCGAUUGUCAUGACUAUCCGGAAUAUUCAAUAAUUCAUCAUAUUUCUCUUUCAAAAGUGCCAUUGUAACCUGUUCCUCUUCUGUUUUGUUCAUUGCUAGAGCCAAAAGACCAUUUAUAUCAUCUGUGAGAAGGGAAAAGUCUAAAUUACCUGUAGAAAGAGGCAGCCCAUCCAAGCAAUUUAAUAGUUCUGCAUUGUUUUCUAUUGGUUGGCCGUCUAUUGAUUGAUCAGUGUUUUCUAAUUCAUUGUUUUCACAGGAAAGCAGGCCGUAAUUUGAAAAAGCCCAUUCAACCAAGUCACUUUCCUUGAUUCCUCGUUUUAUCCUGAAAUCUUUUUGUGUAUAACCAGCAAUUUUAUUGGGGAGUCCUUCUAUGUAUUUUUGAAUGACCAGUUCUGUAGAAAACCAAAUCCAUUUUUAAACGAAUCGUACUCAGUUCUGAUUUCGAUAAAAAAUUUUCUACUUGAUCAUUAAAAUUAUAAAGUUUCUGGUUCACCUCUUCGUAUAACUCUCUGGCACUGCUUAUUUGGUCCAUUGACAGUAACAUGAUCAACUGAUCCACUAAAAGGCCGUGCUUAGAAAAAAUUGAUAAAAGAGUGCUCUGAAGCGUGUUGCUAUUAAAUGUGUUAUUUUCGGUAUUAUUAUCUUGGUUUAUACGUAGGUCUACCUGUAUCACCAAUUUGUAAAAGUCCCUCAAUAUAAUCAAUUAUCCUUCUCACAUUAUAUUUAUCUGUAAGCUCUACUAUUUUAUUGAUUCUCUCCACCUCUAGUAGAUAAUCAAUCGUGUCAAUCUCUGAGUUUGUGUCAAUCAGAAAAGAAAGGCAUUCAUUCUCUAUUUUCAUCAAACGGCCGUAUAGAUUAUCAAAAAAGACACUUCUACUAGCCGCCUGCUCAUUUUCAGCAUUAUCAUUGGAUGAUAAGGAGAGAUCCUUUCGUUGAAACAGCUGAAUGAGCUGUUUCAUCAUUUCUUUGACAUAUUGAUGACCAAAUUCUUUUAAUGGUCUGAUCGAGUGUCUGUAAAGUAUGUCAUUCAUUAAAAGACUCAAAAUAUCUGAAAGAAUGGAUUGACAUUCUUUGUUUUUGUCUCCUUUUAAUGAUUUAUAUGAUGAGAGUAUCUCUGUAAGCUGUUAGGUGUAUUUUUUUAUCGAUUGCAAAUUAUUGUAAUCUUUUAAAAGAACAAUCAGAGAUUGUAGUGCAUUAUGUUUUAUGAAAGGAUCCUCUUCUGACAGCCUGUCUAUUAUUAUUGGUAAAUGAUCUGUCAGGUCUAUUUCUGUUUGUUGUGUCUCUUUUUUAGGUGAUACAUACGGUCUGCUGUCUGAGGUGUUCAUUUUGAAGGGGUCUUUUUUGUUUGUUUAAAAUUAAUUGUUGAAUUAAACUUGUUGAAUUAAACUGUAGGAUGUUAUUAUUAUUUGUUUCAUCCUAUAUGUACCAUCAAAAUUUUUAAUCAUUCUUAUCUGAUUGCUUAUCAGGUGACUUUCAGGUUUUGAACAUUCAAAAUUUAUAUUCGGAGUUGAAUUCUUUUAGCUUUGUGAAAUAAAAUUCGAAGAGAAGAUCACAUUCUUUUCUUGAAAUUUAAGGCUUAGCUCCAAGAUGAUUCGGACAAUGCUGUCAGUUGAAUAACAGAUUCAAAAAUUACGACUCUUUUCUUUUGGUUAAUCCUUGGAUCUUUAAAAGUAUGACAGGGAAUUGACACACAAAAUUGAAUUCAUUCUUGUUCUUUUAUGAUCACUAAUACAAUGAUUCCACUGACUAUUUGCAAAAACUAGAACUGUUCUGGCUCGAUCCGGAGCGGCAGUAAAAAAUUCUUUGAAAAUCUCUUGAUCCAUUUCUCCCUAUUCAUGUCUCACUGUGGCUGGUUGAUGAUUUUACUAUACGAAGAACUCAAAAGCUGAGACAACCUACAGAGAGCAAAAAACUUGAAUACAUUUAUUUGGUUUGUUCAGGAAUUUUUUAUUGGUCAAAUUGCUUACCUUUGAUAUGAUUCGAUAUGUUAUAAGAGAUCGAUUUUUAUUUUUUGAAAAAGACAAUCAACUUUUUAUACACAUGAUUUUCAGUCAUAAUUAAAAUCAUCGAAAACAAAACAAUUCACUGACAAAAAUUAAGCUUUUUUCUUAGUUUUCAAAGAGUGCUUUGAAAAAAUUGAAAAAAUGCGCCACGCUUUGCUCUUUCCGGAGUAAUAUGGUACGUGUUGGCUUCGGGCAUGAGCUGAGCCAGGCACUACUCAUUAAAAAUCUGUCUUAGUAUUAUGAAUGUAUUCGAUUUGCAAUUUUUCAAAAAUGUGAUCUCUUAAGAUCUGAGAAUGAUUCUUGAAAUGAGUAAAAAGAAGCAAAAAAAUCUAAAAAUCAUUUUACGAAGAAUUUUAAACGAUCCACUUUUUAUUUACCCGGUCCGAAUGACUAAAGAUUUUAUUUUAUCGCCGACCAUAACCAUGACUUUAUAUUGAAGAUGGCCUAACAUCAAUUUUUGUUUUAAUACAUUCAAACAAUCAGUUAACAGUUUUAUACACUCAUAGAUAGUCAUAUUAUUUGAAUAUUUCCUAUCUAAUAACCCGUAUAGAAAAAGGGAGGCAUAACCAUGACAUAUAUAAUUUUCUCUUAAUAAUACGCCGUUAUUGUCAAUUGAACAGAGAUUAUAGUUUUUAUCCAUAAGCAUGUAAUUGGAUUUACAUGGCGAUUGUGUUCGCAGAGAAUCAUGAACAGAUUUUUGAAUAAAGGAAGAAACAGUGUUGAUAUUAAUGUCAAUGUUUUUAGUCAACUCUACUAGUUUCAAAGAUUGUAUAAAAAAUUCUUUUCUGCCUACAGAAUCACCAAAAUCGCCACAAUGUGAUAAAAUAACAUUCUUAUUGACCAUUCUGAAUUUAUCGUGUUCAGCUGUAAUGUUUAAAAUACUUCUUGAAACUGUCAUGUCACUUGCAAUCAUAACAAACUUGUCAGUUCGUAUUCCUAUCAGGUUGUCCAUUUUUAAGGGCAAACAAAAUUGGCUCUCAUAAUUCAGUAAAACAGAAGCUGUCACUUUCAAAGGACAACAAUGAAUUCAAGAGAAAAAAUUUCUAAAUAGAAUUCAAAAAACACAAUUUAUUAUCUGGAACGAAAUGAUUAUUGUUUAUCACAAUAAACGCAAUAGCAGAGAUCGUUAUGCAAAAAAUGUGAACAAUCCGUGCAAUAAACAGUUUCACAGGUCGGACAUUUUUCUCUGCCAACCAUUUUACAAAUUUUACACUUGAGAUUGGCAGUAGAUGAAAUCGCUAAAAAGUCCCGUAAUGGAUAGCAAAAAUAUAAUGAUUGUAUCAAACUAGAAUUAACGACGAGCUGUGUCUCACAAAUUGGACAUUUAUAAGGCAAUUUACAUAUUUUUGUAUUACAAAUCGGACAAAUAUAGCCUAUAUUGCUCUUUUCAAAGCAGCAAAUGCAAUAAGAAAGCUCUGUGGUUAUAUUUGGGAAUCCUAACCGUAAUAAAUUGACAUUUAUCGUUGUGUUAAUCGU
This is a messenger RNA of Doryrhamphus excisus (bluestripe pipefish), 14070 nucleotides long. NCBI's taxonomy places the organism in Eukaryota, Metazoa, Chordata, Actinopteri, Syngnathiformes, Syngnathidae. The record is from RefSeq and is a predicted model, not a curated record.